Gastrolobium bilobum is the source of this 2482-nucleotide messenger RNA. Its product is annotated as phosphate transporter PHO1-like. Gene Ontology annotation, molecular function: inositol hexakisphosphate binding. Gene Ontology annotation, cellular component: trans-Golgi network; plasma membrane; cytoplasm. The transcript has 14 exons. Gene Ontology annotation, biological process: phosphate ion transport; cellular response to phosphate starvation. Bases 1 to 2316 code for a protein of 771 amino acids. The record is from RefSeq and is a predicted model, not a curated record. Lineage: Eukaryota; Viridiplantae; Streptophyta; Magnoliopsida; Fabales; Fabaceae.
AUGGUGAAGUUCUCAAAGGAACUCGAAGCUCAAAUAAUACCAGAAUGGAAGGAAGCCUUUGUCAACUACAAGCAGCUCAAGAAACAGAUAAAAAAGAUUAAACUCGCAAAAGUUCCAAAGAAAGAACAAGCACCCGAAGUUGAAUUUGGUCGUUCCAUUUUUGAUUCAUUUCGCUUCAUAACCAACAAGUUCUUCAGUUCGGACAAUGAUAAAUCAGAUAUCAUUCAGGUGAAGAGGAAAACGAUGGGAGACAGCGAAGAAGAAUUGUAUGAAACAGAACUUUCACAAUUGUUUUCGGAAGAGGAUGAAGUACAUGUGUUUUUUGCAAAACUGGAUGAAGAGCUUAACAAAGUGAACCAAUUCUACAAGAAACAAGAGAUUGAGUUUCUUGAUAGAGGAGAAACACUCAUCAAGCAGCUUCAAAUCUUGCUAGACCUUAAGCAACUUUUCGGUAACCGCCGCCGGAAAAAUCCUCCGUCGUCAAAAGCUUCCAAUUAUGGCAUUUUCCCUCAUUCUCCAAGCCAGGGUUCAACUUGCUCCGGUAGUUUUGGAGAAUCGGAAGAAACUAAUUCAGAAAUUUCACAAAUGGAUGAAGUAAUUACAACAUUGGAAAAAAAUGGUGUAAGUUUUGUGAAUUCAGCAACGAGGAUGAAAACAAAGAAGGGAAAGAAUAAGAUGGCAAUGAGAAUUGAUAUUCCUGCCACCACACCAACAAAGGCAAGCACGGCUGUUACUUCCAUGAUAUGGGAGGAUUUAGUGAAUAGUCCUACAAAAGAAGGGUAUGGAUUCAUUAACAAGAGAAAAGUUCAAUAUGCUGAAAAAAUGAUUAGAAGUGCAUUUGUAGAGCUCUACAAGGGUCUUGGCCUUCUCAAAACUUACAGCUCACUAAAUAUGGUUGCAUUUUCCAAGAUACUGAAGAAAUUUGACAAGGUGUCUUGCCAGAAGACUUCUGCAAAUUAUUUAAAAGAAGUGAAGAAAUCAAACUUCGUUAGUUCUGACAAGGUUGUUAGACUAAUGGACGAAGUGGAAUCCAUAUUCACAAAGCACUUCGCCAACGAUGAUAGGAAAAAGGCUAUGAAGUUUUUAAGACCCCAACAGCAAAAAGGUUCUCACAUGAUCACGUUCCUUGUCGGGUUAUGUACGGGUUGUUCUGUAUCCUUGUUUUGUGUAUACGCAAUCUUGGCCCAUUUGUGUGGUAUAUUCUCUCCUAGCUCAGAGCCAGCUUACGUGGACGCAGUUUACCCUGUUUUCAGUGUGUUUGCAUUGUUAAGCCUACACUUGUUAAUGUAUGGAUGUAACCUGUACAUGUGGAGGGGUACAAGAAUCAACCAGAAUUUCAUCUUUGAAUUUUCACCAAGCACAGCAUUAAAGCACAGAGAUGCAUUUCUGAUGAGCACCACCUUCAUUAGUGCUGUGUUUGGGGCAAUGGUGAUACAUUUGGUUCUAAGGGCUACAGGAUUUGCUCCUACCCAAGUUGAUGCCAUACCCGGAAUUCUUCUUCUGUUUUUCAUAGUUCUGCUCAUUUGGCCAUUUGACAUUUUGUAUCGACCAACUCGCUUCUGCUUCAUCCGUAUUAUUCGUAGCAUCAUCUGCUCUCCAUUCUAUAAGGUUCUGUUUGUACACGUUUUCAUGGCUGACCAACUAACCAGCCAGAUUCCAUUGCUAAGGCACCUGGGAUUAACAGGGUGUAACAUUUUGGCUGGAGUUUUCAAAACACACCAUCCUAAGGCCUGUCAUUCAGGAACGCUAUACACAGAAAUAAUCUAUAUUAUCUCAUUUUUGCCAUAUUUUUGGCGUGCAUUGCAGUGUGCAAGAAAGUGGUUUGAUGCUGGUGAAGUUGCCAAUUUGGCUAACAUGGGAAAGUAUAUUUCAGCAAUGGUUGCAGCCUGGGCUAGACUAACCUAUAAUAAUAGGCAUGAUAGCAAUCUAUGGUUUGCUAUAGCCUUAAUCACUUCUGUGGUGGCCACAUUUUAUCAAUUGUACUGGGAUUUUGUCAAGGACUGGGGUUUUUUUAAUCCAAACUCCAGAAACCCAUUGCUCAGAGAUGAUUUAAUUCUAAAGAAUAAAAGCAUAUACUACAUGUCUAUGGGAUUAAAUGUUGUCCUAAGAGUGACUUGGGUGCAGACUGUAAUAUAUAUCAGAAGAAAGGGGCCUGCUCAAACAAAGCUACUAGACUUUGUGUUAGCUUCACUUGAGGUUAUUCGACGAGGGCAUUGGAAUUUCUACAGGUUGGAGAAUGAGCAUCUAAACAAUGUUGGUCAUUUCCGGGCAGUGAAGACAGUUCCAAUACCAUUUCACGAGAUAGAGCUGAGCUGAGGUGAUAUAUUCUCUUACAUGUACAGAUUGUCCUGUAGACAUGCUGAGGUAAAAGCGGCAGUCAAAAGCUGAAAGGGAAAAAUAUUUUUAACGUGUGAGAUUGCUCACCAUUCAUCCUAUACCAAUUGUAAUGCAAAAAUUGCAUCACUAACUAAUAACAUUUUGU